Heterostelium album PN500 is the source of this 1563-nucleotide messenger RNA. RefSeq lists its product as uncharacterized. Gene Ontology annotation, molecular function: protein binding. Lineage: Eukaryota; Evosea; Eumycetozoa; Acytosteliales; Acytosteliaceae. The record is from RefSeq and is a predicted model, not a curated record. The coding region runs from base 1 to 1563 and encodes 520 amino acids. The transcript is spliced from 2 exons.
AUGAUCGUACAUUGUAUUAACAUCCAUCCCUUAGCAAUGGUAGUUAUUUUUAAGAAUUAUGUUGUUAGAAAUGAAAUAUUUAAAACGAUAAAAAGAAUACAUAUACAACUAAGAACCGAAAGAUAUAAAUAUUGUAAUCUAAUCAAUAGUUUACCGUUGUUGGUUCAAUAUGGAUAUUUUGAAAAGAUAAAGGAAUUUCUUCAAAGAAACAGUGCUGUUGGUGUUGGUGUUGUUGACAAUCCAUUAAAGUUUCAAUUGGACUUGACAAGUCAACUUUCUGGUGCUAUCAUUGCUGCUAUUCGAUUUAGUCGUAUCGAUAUACUUCUCUACUUUGUAGAGGUGCUUCAGCUAGAUUUGGAAAAGUUUGUUACCACCAAGGAUAUGCUAUUGCAAACUGCGUACUAUGGAGACUUUAAUGUGAUGUUGUUCAUCGAGCAACUUGCACUGCCUAUCAAUCCAGAGUUCUAUAGCCAGGCACUCUCAGUGGCAACCAGCAGACCUGAGAAUUUCGAUAUGGUAAAGUGGCUUUCGAAACGAGUGCCCUCGCCAUAUCGAUACGAUUCACCAAUACAGAUGGCUUGUUAUUCAGGUAAUUUAGAUAUGAUACAAUGGUUGUUGGCAAAUCGUUCAGACGAUAAACAAAACAAGAUUAUUCAAUUUGCUUUGAAUAAUGGCCAUCUCCAUGUUGUUGAAUGGUUGUUAAAGAAUCAACCAAAUGUAUUGCUAAUGAAUAGCAAUGGUAAACCGACUAUGGAGAUUGAUGUAGGUUCACUGGCAAUCAAUGGACACUUUGACUGUAUUAAAUGGCUAUUCAAUUUCCGUGAUUAUUUCAUUGUGAAAUAUAAAAACGCGUUAGAUUUAGCUGCUUACAAUGGACAUCUGGAUAUCGUUAUUUGGUGCCAUGAGAAUUUGGAUUGUGUCACCACAGAGAAGUAUGCCUCUACCAAUGCUAUGGAUUUCGCUGCCAAUCAAUGUCAUCUCCGUGUAGUGGAAUGGUUGAAUAGAAAUAGAAGUGAGGGAUGUUCGAUCAAAGCAAUGAAUAAUAUUUAUAAACCAAACAAUCCUGGUUGUGUAUAUAGUCGUUCCAACCAACUAGAAAUGAUACAAUGGCUUCAUGUUCAUAGAAGUGAAGGUUGUACUACCGAACUAAUGGAUAAUGCAGUGGCAUUCGAUUUAGAAACCGUCGUUUGGCUCUAUAAAAACAGAGGAGAGGGUUGUACAACGAUGGCGCUAUACAACGCGGCAAUCAAUGGUCAACUUGAGAUAUUCAAAUUCCUGGAGGAACACUACAGUCAUUUGCCAUUGAAAGACAAUAUAUUUACCGAUACAUGUAAAGCUGGACACCUGGAUAUGGUUGAAUAUCUACAUUAUAAUAGAACAGAACCUUAUUGGAGUGCUCUGACGAUGGAUGCUGCAGCGACUAACAAUCAUUUCUAUAUUGUUAAAUUCUUAAAUAUAAAUAGAACCGAAAAAUGUACACAGAACGCAAUCAAACAAACCAAAUCAAUUGAAAUAAUAGAAUAUCUUGAAAGAAAUAAUCUUUGUCUUUGUAAUCAAGAAUAA